GAAUGACGAGAAGCUGGACCUCAAGUGGACCUUAGAAGGUCAUCAGCUGGGUGUUGUUUCUGUGGACAUUAGUCACACAGGCACAGUUGCUGCGUCCAGCUCAUUAGAUGCUCACAUCCGCAUUUGGGACUUGGACACUGGCAAACAGAUCAAGUCAAUAGAUGCUGGGCCAGUUGAUGCUUGGUCGCUGGCUUUUUCUCCCGAUUCCCAGUAUGUGGCAACCGGAAGCCACAUCGGAAAAGUCAACAUAUUUGGCGUUGAGACUGGAAAAAAGGAAUAUUCCUUGGACACUCGAGGGAAAUUCAUCCUAAGUAUCGCCUAUAGUCCAGAUGGAAAAUAUCUAGCCAGCGGAGCUAUCGAUGGGAUUAUCAAUAUUUUUGAUAUUGCAACCGGGAAACUUCUCCACACGUUGGAAGGUCACGCCAUGCCUAUCCGUUCCUUGACGUUUUCUCCAGACUCUCAGUUGCUUGUGACGGCGUCAGAUGAUGGCUACAUCAAGAUAUAUGAUGUACAGCAUGCCAACUUGGCAGGCACUCUGAGUGGCCACGGAUCUUGGGUAUUAAAUGUAGCCUUUUGCCCUGAUGAUACCCAUUUUGUUUCCAG
Protobothrops mucrosquamatus (brown spotted pit viper) is the source of this 603-nucleotide messenger RNA. RefSeq names its product WD repeat-containing protein 61-like. The annotation marks the transcript as partial. Gene Ontology annotation, molecular function: protein binding. Gene Ontology annotation, cellular component: Cdc73/Paf1 complex. NCBI's taxonomy places the organism in Eukaryota, Metazoa, Chordata, Lepidosauria, Squamata, Viperidae. The transcript has 5 exons. The record is from RefSeq and is a predicted model, not a curated record.